CCAUCUAUGGCGGGAGCGGGAAGUGAUCCACAAAAACAAUUCUUGAGCCUUAUUCGCAAUUUCGCCGCUGAGAAAUCUCAGGGAGAGCGAAGAGUAACUACGCUGAAAAAGCGAAUUGAGGAACUUAAAUCUGAACUUAGCGCGACCAAUGCGGAGUUCGAAAAUGCCAAAGGCAGCAAAGAACUCGGUGAACAGGAGCUUAAAGGCUAUGAAGUUCAACUAUUCCUGAGUGAAGCGUCGGUUCAAACACUUGAGUCACGGGUAUCUCUUACUCAAGAUGAGAUUUCUAUUGUUGGAUCUCAUUUGGAAAUUCUCAAGAAUGAAGAAGCAGCUUUACGUGAGGAAUUCAUCGGUCGUAUGCUUGAGUUGAAUGCUAGGAUAAGGACAUUCCAAGAGAACAUUACUUGCAACAUUGAUGCCGUAGAUUCUGCAACUCCUACAGAUGCGUCACAAGGAAUCAUGAAAGAUGACGAUACCAAAGGUGCUUUAAGCGCUCUUAAAAAUAUGCUUGCAGAGAUUAUAUCUCAAACGGCUAAAGAGGAAGAGGAAUAUAAAACAGAACAGAACACUCACAAGAAUUUGCUACAGGAGUUGAACAAUUCUGAAAGAAAGCUGUCUCUAUUGGACACCAUUGUCCAAGAAACAAAAGCAUUGCAUGAUUUGACGAUGCAGACUUCUAAGUUAGAAGCAACAUGCAGUUCUCUUGGCGAGGAGUUCCAAAGAAAAUGCAUCUGUCCCAACUGCCAUCUGGACAAUUCGGAGACUGUCAGUGAACUUUUUCAGCCAAACAAGUGAGAAGAGCUGAUCUUCAGUAAGUAAUAUAACUAAUCAAAUAUUUGGAACUUUGACAUACUGCAACGAGACUGAACUUUAUUCACCUUGUAUGGUCUAAUUGCAUAAAAAAGAAAUGGGUUGUGAAAAAGAGUGCGCUGCUUGUAUUAGUAACAUUUUGUUUUGGCCAUUGUCCAACGGGGCCAUUGAAAGUCGCCAAAAUAUUACAUAAUGUACUUCUCUUGCCUUGGUAAGUUCCGUCCACCGCA
This is a messenger RNA of Neltuma alba, 1040 nucleotides long. RefSeq lists its product as uncharacterized. The transcript has 9 exons. Lineage: Eukaryota; Viridiplantae; Streptophyta; Magnoliopsida; Fabales; Fabaceae. The record is from RefSeq and is a predicted model, not a curated record. Bases 7 to 795 code for a protein of 262 amino acids.